CAUAGUACAAAGACAUUAUAUUUAUGCUCGGAUAGUCAGGUUUGUAUUUUAUUUUUUGGAAAAUGCAGUGCGAUAUAAACACAGACUAUAUAUGGUGUUAUCUCCAGACAUUGUUGUUUGAAUUUUGCGUGGCCAGAAAGAUUUUAUUUUCUCUUGUCACUUUAUUACCUUACUAGUCAUUUAGAGCGAGCCUCGAACAAAACAACGAAAAUGACUAGAGCAUACUGAUUUUAAACCUUGAGGCAUGAAAAAUAGGUUUAAAAUAUUUUGCUACUUACGUGGUAUUAUAUUAGCAAAACUUCAUGGUACAAUAUUUCCUUCUUAUCAUCAACACCUAUUUAACCCCAUUUACAUAUUGGUUUUACAGACAUUUUUUUUAUCAUCGUUUUCGCUCUGCCGAGUGGAGGGCACUAAAAAAGAUUCUUCUUUCUUGCGUCUUGCAUGUGGAAGCCAUUUACUUUGCCCCUCAAAAUUUCACAUGAACGAUUGUUUUUAUAUUUUAAUAAAUGGCAUUUCCGCAGCUCUUCAGUUCUGCAGGCGUAAAUGUUUGUCCUAGUUGAAGUUUUUAACACCCUUGGUGUAUUCAGUGAUUUUUCUCAAAGAAGAAACAUUUGAGCAUUUUAACAUCUUUUAACGAUCGGUGGCGAUGAACUUCUAAACAAUUAGUGGUAUAUUAUAAUUCAUUUCAAAAAUCUCCUUGAAACCGAAGCAAAAAUAUCAUUAAGGUUUUAAGGAAGAAACAUGAUUCAACGUUUAGAACUUCAGUAUCAAAAUCGUCACAUUUUCUAACAUAAACUUAUUUCAGGAUGCGUCACUUUCCGUGCCAGCGUCGAAAAACCGGACGACAUCGAUUAUUCUGAUUUUCAAUUUUUAUUGUUUAGUAGUCUUUCAGCUUCUCAUGUUUAUGAAAAGAGUUAAAAAUAAUGCAUUAGAAGGGAAUAAAUUCUUUGUCUUUUGUUGCCAGGCUCAUUUGUCUUGACCAAUAAAAUGCAAGCUACCGUCACUGUGUUAAACACUCAAUUUAUUCAAUCAUAGAAGAUAGCCUAGAAAUCUCUUUAUCGUGUGAAGAAGCGCUUUGCCUCCAGCUAAAAUAUACAGUAGUACGAACAACUUUAACAAGCCUGCUAAGAUCAAACCAUUCUCUUUGAAACAUAGCAGGAAACAUGCAGUACUGAAGAGAUAAUAGUCAGGAUAUCAGCCUUAAUAACUAAAAAUAAAUUGACUAAAGAAAAACAUGACUUGAAACACCUGUAUACUUUCACCCCACUCUCCCACCCCCUCCUCCCCCAAAUAUCCAGGUUAUCUGGAUAUGGAAUGAAGCGACCUUCCCUGUUUUUGAAAUUUUCUCUCGCCGAUACUCAGUGUUAACAGUCUAUUUGAAUAAUCGCAUUAGGGCAAUACAUGCCGCCUUUUCCCCGAAAAACAGAUCCCAACAAAAACCGGGCCAAUACCCCGCUCGUGGAGAACUUUUUUCAUAACUCAUAACUGUUUUAUAACUUCAAGGAAUGUCUUAUUUUCCGACCGUAAAGAGAACGUUUCGAGAUACCUGGUGACAUCAGGCUUUAAAACGGUGACGUUGAGCUUUCUGUUUUGUCGUUGGUUUUCCUUUUUUUUUUCUUCUAGUUUGUCAUCAUAUUAAAAAACCAAUCGCCUUUUGAUUAAAACACUUCCUUAUCAAACUGAAUGUAGCUUUAAGAAGGAAAUUGUUUCGACGCUAGAUUGUUGCGAUUUGGGGUUAUUUGCAUUUGCCAGAUGGAAAACGAAGUUAUAAUUCCAUUUUGAUUUCAAGGAAGGAAUCAUCGUAAGAAGAAAAUUUUACGGAAUAUUAAUAAUAAAGAGAAGCUAGUCAGAAAGAAUUGACAAAAGUGCAGGUUAGUUAAACAAUGACUUAAUGCAUAUAGGUAAUCUUCAAUUCUCAAGCGCUCAAAAUGUGAUAAUGCCGUCAAAACUCCCACGUUUUUUAUAUCAGGGCCGCACACCUUUUUUAUUCCACUUGAUAGAAUUAUACGGACCUCUGUAUCAUCCCAACUCAUUUUGAUAAAUAAAAAGAAAUAAUUGAAGGCAGGUCACGUAGUAAACAAAUAAGAUUCGACCCCUUGAUAUCACUUUGACGUCGAGAUUCUGCUUUGACGCACGAAAGUAACUCACUAGAACUAACUAGAACUUCUCAGCAAGGUUCGCACUUUUCUUAUAAGCGGUUUUCUAUAGAAAAUAGUAUCUGUAAUCUCAUGUUAAAAUGAAAUGGAUUAAUACGCUGCCUUUACUAAAACCCGUCAUAUAACCCAGUAUAUAAUCUUAUUAGAUACGUUAAGGCACAUAAUUUAUCCUUAUUACGUACAUCCCAGCGAAGUCUCUUUUUUUCCUCGACCCCAUUAAAAGUCUUUCUUAUCAAAUGCGUUGGUUUAUCGCUAGCAUUUUCAGUUAUUAUUGUUUGUUUCGUGCCGACCACGAAAUACGGAAAAUCAAACGUGUUCUUUGGAUCGUUUUUAUUCUUUUUUACUGGCCAGUCGUGGUUGUAAACAUAAACCGCUACAUCAUUAGCCGGAAAAAAAAUGUUAAAAACAUGUACCGACGGUGCCAAAUCAACUGCGUAGCAUAACGUAAAUGGGACAUUAAGAGCAAACAGCUUCUUUUGUAUUGUUUUCUCAAUUGUAUUAAAGCCACAAUUCAAAUUCUCUCGACCUACGCAUGGUCUUGUCCAAUCCGUGAACCAUCGCAGCUUUCUGAAAUGCAAAUGUAAACUCAAGCAUUUUCUUCCCAAAGUGGAGCUGUUAUCCCGCGUUCUUUAUUCGCAAAAGAGAUGAUUGCAGGCAUAACAAUGAUGAUUGUGUACUCUUAAGUUCUAGGGUUAUUGUCUGACGAACUAAAGAAAAGUGAAAUUUUAAUCAGACAGACUGCUGGAUGUCCAAAUUUGCAUGUGUCGUAUAAUAGCUUUUCAGGUACUAUUCCCUUUGUUUUUGGAGCUGACGACCAGAUAUAAACAAGGCCUUGAACUUGGGAGACUGUAAAAACAACAUAUUCCGCUCUUAAAAAUCUUCAAACUUUUCUCUGUGUAACGGGCUCGACCUUCUGACUUCAUGGGCCAUAAUCAAGGUAUGUCUUAAAGCUGAGAAAAGACAAAAACAACCUAUGUUUAGUGUACGUUGUUUUAUAGGUUUUCUUUUUUACGUACACUUUAAUACUACAACGAAUUAUUUGCAAGACACAAGUGAAACUACCGCUGCAACCGCAAAUAUCUUUUUUUUCAGAGUUUUAUAACUGCCUGAAACUUAGUGGUGAAAUUUUAAAAAGUGAACUUCUUUCCUUAAUACAGGUAGUAUAAAGCCUUUAGAAUUAGCCUAAAGGAUUAUAGCAUCGUAGAGCGAUUUGAAUGUAAACCGUGGGAAUAACGUUAGAAAACAGGUCGUUGGCCAAGAUUGUUUUCAUUUGAUUUUGAAGCUGUAAGAAAAGUAGUAAGUAAUCAAAUCUUGGUCUUACUUAACCGAUGAAAUUUUUACCAAAAAUCGGUUCAUAGACUGCAACUGAACUAACUAGUCGUGUAGGUAUCGAUCGGUAUGAACCUAACAAUUUAACUCAUCGGUGCAUGAUAAACAUCGAAUUUCUCCUUAACUGUAUUCAUCGAUGGGAAAACGGAUAAGUUUUGACUAACACAAGCCACUACAGGCAACAAAACCGAUCAACAGGAGGUACAUGAUCCUAUCGCUAGGGUUUCUUUCGACAGACUUAAGUUCGUAAAGUUAUUAGAAAACAUGUAAACAUUUUGUUUGAUCAGCAGAGUUCGAAUAGUAAAUUGGUUAGUGUAAAAAGCCUUGGCUUUAAGUGUUCAGACGUCUUUCCAAUAGUGGGGGUGAUAGUACACGAUAAACUCAGAACUCAACCAAAGUUCUGACGUACUUAUCAGUUCCCUGUGUGCACCAUUGCACGUAUCCUACCAAUACAAGAACAAAAAACAGUGAAGUAGAGUAUUCCAGAAAGCUAAGUUUCUUCUAUUAUGUCUAUGGCUGUUAAUUCUGAGAGCCAAGUAUACUCAGGGGCGACUCUAGAAAAUUCAGAAAUGGGUGGCCAGGACACUUUCCCACUUGCAAGCUAUUUAGAUGCUUUUUAUUUUCUGAGAAUUAUAUAAAAAUAAUACAAAAUUUCAAACAAAAAGGGGUGACCGCGACCCCCUCGGCCAGCCCCUAAAUCCGCCCUUGCUAGUGAGCAGUUCUUUCCUGUGGUACUGUUUAUAACACUGAGUGCAAGGUGUUCUUGGCUAUUCUUAAUUCUGUGGCAAAUUUCAAAACUGUGAACAUGCAAAAAUUUUCGCUGGUAUAGAAGUAUUUUUUUGGAGCGCACGUUUUAAUAACUGGAACUCGAGCAGCUGUACAGAGUUUCCAAGGGAGAACAACGCCCCCUCCCCCCCCCCCCCCCCCCCCCCCCCCGGGGAAAUUUUUUCCCCUUGCCCCAGUUUUUGUUCCCCCGCCCGCGGGGGGGGGGGGGGGGGUCUUUUUUGCGGGGGGGGUUGGGCGCACAGGGACGGUGUCCAACUUCUUCGUCCCUCCCUCGGCGCGACCCAAAACACCCACUCGGUUUUUUCUCUCUGUUGCCCCGCACCACCAAACGCCUUUUAUUUUUGGUGAAAAUUUAAACAUGUGAGUAAGUAAAAAAUUUUUCUGUUGUUAGGAGUGUUUUUUUGGAGGGCCCUUUUUAAAAACUGGGACCCAGGAGCGUUACAAAGUUUUCCAGGGGGGAACAACCCCCCCCCCCCCCCCCCCCCCCCGCUUCCACUCGGGAGAAUUUUAUACCGCUGACGUAUUGUUGUAGCCCACGUCGCUGGUGGGGGGACCGGGGUACUUUUUCGGCGGCGGAGCUUCGCUAGCAGUGACUUGAUCCUAAUGUUCUCUCAGCUCCGCGGCCCAAACGAAAGCACUCGCUCGAUUCUUUGCAGUACUGGCCCGCUAAUCCCAACAGCUAGGCAGGCUGGUAUUAAUGUAAAUAAAAAUAAUUCAAAAUGAAUGUUGCUCCGCAAGUUUGUCAGCGGAACAACCCGCAAAAACCAAACCGACGGCUUAAUUUUUAAUGACCAGGUUUUUAAACACCUCAAUUGUCAUAAACAGUCCGAGUGUUUUCCAAAAGAGAUAACGGCUAUAUAUUUACGACAAUGUAUAACAACGAGGAAAAAUCUCAAAAAUAAAGAACGAAAUGUCCUAGGGAAGGUUCGUAGAAUGAACUUAGUAGGACGAUAUUGCCUCCAUUCCAUGCAAUAAACACCAGCUCACUGAAAGUUGGAAGUGAUUGCCCUAAACAUCUAUUGUCUGAAAGGAACGUUUUGACAGGUAACGUGGAAAACGUAAGUAUAAACAAUUGACUGUGGAAGCUCUUUCGUUUAGUCGUUUCCCUGUAACUACAUUUAGUAGAUCGAAGGAAGUUUUGGUUCGUACCGAAAUUUGAGGUCAUCUAACCAGUUCUCUGAAAAUUCUUUAAACAAUUUCAUAACUAAGGUUAAAAAACGGCUCUAAGUUGGUACAGUUUUCCUAACAAAUUCAUUUCGAAAAAUGAUCUCUACUUUACAGCUGUGUAUUUAAGUCACUUUUCAUUGUAUACAAUCCUUGACCAUUCACUUACGUCAUUUUCUACGAGUAUAUAAGAUGUCAAACAACUGCUUCUCAUCACUCACUUUUGUAGACUUGUAAAAUCGAUUUAAUUUUGAAAAAAAAAUGAAAAUAUUUGAAACCCAGAUAACAUGCAAACGGUUUUCCUUUCAAAGUAAAUAAAUCAAAGGAACUAGUUUAAAAGCAGCGAGCAUAACGUAAAGAUAACUGCUUUUCAAUAGUUGAAACCUCAACUCAUGAUGAAUUAGACAUGCCCAAGGACUUAUCAGUGCUAAACAAAACUCUUGGGCUCCAGCAGUUAUCCGAAAAUACAGUACCACAGUUUCCCUUUUGUGUUUGUCAACGUUUCUGCUCUCAAUUUUUACUUCUUAACGUCAUCAGUUAUCGUAUCAUACAACGCCAAGAGAGAGGGGAAAAAAAUUUCUCUUCUUUGAAAUUCUCAGAAUUAAGUUCUGGUUUUCAAGACCCGAUAAAUUGAUUUUUGCAAGCCUUAUUCCUUAAUAAACAGGACGAAGUAAGUGACUAUAGUUUCGCUAGCUUGCUUACUUUAGAUUAAAUAUAAAGGAGAGGUGGAAAUUGAUGAGUGUUGUACUGAUGUAUGCACCUAUUAAUAGUUAUACUUAAAGUAUCUUAAAAUGAUGAUGACUUUUGUGGUUUCGUUUUCUGGAAAACUAAUUUAAAACAUAGAUUACGUCUUUGACAAGACGUAAUGAGAUGUUAUAAGCCGUAUUAGAUAACUACUAUGACUGUCUCCUGCGACUGCGCAAUGGACUAACAUCAGGGCGUCAAUGGGGUGGUGGAGUGGUAACUUUGACGGUUGGCGGUUACAUUUUAGAGCUUUUGACGGUUGACGGUUAUUUAAUAACUAAAAAUUUAGUUCAAGGAAUUAACUUAAUAUUAAUUUCAGUAUAAUUAAUAUUAACUUUUGUGUCUUAGAGGUUGUCUUGGCCUUUCGCUUUUAAAAUUCUAAAUAUUUUCAGAUAUAAGCAGGUUGUAAGGUCUUGUAAUGUCUAAAGAGUGUGUUUCUGAGAACAUGGAAACUAAGUUUUUCAGUUAAGAGAUUCUUCAGAAGGCUUGGAGUCCGUGAAGAUCAGCUAAAAUAGUGAAAAUUAAGAUACCUUAAAGCCUUUUGACGGUUAAUACUAACCUGUGACGUUUGACGGUAAAAUAUAACCUUUUUUGUCGACUGACAGUUAAAUUUUAGGCCGUUUGACGGCUGACGGUUAACCCCAUUGAGACCCUCUAACAUGAAAACAUAGGCUGACAUGACUGACUACUAGUUAGGAGGCAGUGCAUAACUCCCAUUGUUAUAUAGCUGGAAAUUUCUUCUCACAGCGAGCGCGGGGGCGGGGGGUACUUCCUUAUAAGAGUCUAAUGGGUAUGUGCCGCUGGUUACUUCGAGGUUACAUGACAUCUAACAAUGAAACUGUUUCCCGCCAAAAUCUCUGAGAGGGCAAAAUUGCAAAAAAUGACGUCCGAGGGUAACAAUGCAAUGUUACCCGCGAAUGUUGACUGAUGACCGCCGUUACAGCGAGGUUUAAUGAAUUUUCAGCUUCAAAAUUUCCAGCUAUAUAACAAAUCACUUAAAGACUGGUCUCUCGGGAAACAGUAACCUCGUGACGUGACCAGUCAUUAAGUGUUUAUUGUUUCGACCCAAAACCUAUGAAAUUGUUCUGUUUCUUUUAUGAUUAAACAUCGGCUUGUGGGCGACCUUUCUUUGACAUAUUACUGAAUCCGAUUCUAAGAUCGUUUUCAACUGAUAAAUUUUCCGCAGUGAACUCAUACAUCACAUCCUUUAUUGUGGCAAGGAGUUUGGACGUCAUACAAGCGCCAGUACUGUUUUCAUGGUGCAACUGCCCUUAGGGGCUUUCCCAUUUAGAGAGCAUAUCUCUGAAUCGGCUAGUCUUUUAUCGCCCUGUGUAAUUAAGUAGGAACUAACAGCUUUAAAAUCUUGACAAUUAUGAUGUGUGAUCAGUGACAGAUAGAGCCAUAAAAUUGUCUUGAAGAGUUUAAAAUGGAUUAAUAGCCAUGAUGUUUGCGACAUUCGUAAAUAAAAAAAGUACGCUAGAAGUUUCUAAGUCUAUUUACUAAUGGCUUAUAUGAGUAAAUGACUGUUAGUUAUGGCAGAAGGCCGGAGCCACUGAAUUCAGUCAUUUGUACGACGCCGCCGAAACUAAAUUUUAUCGAUUAAAAAGGAAAACAUUGUCAAACAACGAGUAUCUUGAUAGUCAGCUAGUUUUUCCUCUAUAAUAAAUAGCAAGGGCCAACAUACAAAAGAAAGGUGCCGGUUCCUGAUGGAUCUAGUCAGCAAAAUGUUUUGUAAGCAAACAUGUAUUUUAAAACAGCAAGCCUGACUGUACAGCUACGAAAUUAAAGAAAUAUAAUCUCAUAGCUGUACAGUCAACCUUCCUUUUCCACUCGGCUUUUUUCAACACCCGUUUUGGCUUUCAAUUUUAUGCAAUUCUCAAUUUUCGGAAAUUAAAUGGGUGCUCCCGGCGCCCUACUAGUAGCUUUCCUGCUCGGUAGCUUGAUUUAUUAAAAUGAUCAUCCUCAAUUUCCAAACUUAAAACAACAUGACCACAGGAAAGUACUCUGAGCUCAGUAGCCGGUAUUGGUUUCAAUGAUAAUUUGUUUUUAAGUCUCACGCCUUCUAAUAUACACCCACUGGGGACUAGAACAUUCUAUGAACCGUCGUACAACGUUUAAUAUUCACAUAUCAAACUUCUUAUCCUCAAAGCCUAUCACCACUCUAAAAGAACUAUUAUAAUAUAGCUGAAAACUCAUUCAUAACAAUGGGAAACAGAACCUGAUUUUAAAAUUAUUUAUUAUUAUAUGUCUCUUUAUCUUUAUUCAUCGCAUUCAGUUUACUUUAAUAGCGAUUUUUAAUCUGAUACUGCGUUUAUCAAUCUCUCUGGCAGUCGUUUUGGAGAAGGUUCUUUGUGAAAUCAAAAUUGAAGAAAAAGUGUAAAAUAUCUGAUUAAAUUUGAAAUCAUCGCAAGAUUUUAUUCCCUCACUAUAAGUCUAUCUCCACUAUCCGUCUUUCUUCGUAACAAACCGCAAAAAUCGUUUGACAUGUAAAUAUUUUCGAAAGGCCUAGGGGUUAUAGCCUCGACUGCACGCUAGUUCCAGCAGUUCGCUUGGCGAAUAUGACUUGGAUUUAUCUUUAAAAGCAAUUACUUAAAGGUAAAUAAAUCGAGUUUAAAACCAUUGCAGACUAAAUAUUGAUAUUCUCUCUUAAUUAUUUUAUUACAAUGAGCCGAAUUAACAAAGAGUGUAUUUAUAGAGAGAGGAAUGAAGAGUUUUAUCCACAAGACAAAGAUUUAUUGUGAUAAAUACGUCAGAUUAUUGUCUGAAUUUGUUCUUCUUCCUGGUGUUUGAUUCUCCUUUUAUGGUCAUGUAAAACUGGCUUUUAUGUUCCUUUCAAAUUGGACACUUUGGUUCAGUCCAAAUUUUGGGGACUAUUUUCCCUACCCUGUUACAUGUAUGCAAUUCAAUCGAUUAUUAAUAGUUCCAUUUUUGGAAUGUAAAAGAAUAAAAUGGAAGCUUAUUACAAAAGUAACUCAGCAAAAAUUUUCAAGCCUUUUAAAACGUUUACCUUUUUAAUAUAUAUUUUUAAACAAAAAUACCUUCCUCAUGAAAAAUGUACACCUAUCAUUAAACAGUUUAUUUUCCACAAAUCACGUUUGCCUUUUUGCUAUAAACACCACUGUUGCGGCGUCAUUAGCCACGUUAGUUCAACACAAUAAAACACAAAACGGUUGACAGCUAGAGCAAUUAAGUUCCUAUUUGCAUAUGUAAAAUGCGAAAUAUUUUAGAUAUCAAGAUAAAAAAAACUCACCUGCCUAACAAAUGCUUUUAUUGCAUAAGGUUGUGUGUGUGGAGGGAAGUAAAUUGUUGUGUACGCCGGGUGUUGAUUUUCUACGGUAAUCUGGGGGCCUUUGGAACAGUAAGUAUGUCUUAAUACCAAGUUAACUGAUUAUAAACAGGUGCUUUCUUAUCAAGCAAACCUUCCAAGAAACAAGCCCAGAACAUACACUUUUCACACCUUUUGAAUAACUUGAAGAAAUAACGAGAUCAAUAAUCGUUGAGAAUCAUAGACUCCGUACUUAAUUUAACGCCUUUAUAAUAACACUGACCUGUGUACGCUUCGCUACUUAACAUACGAAACUUGUACGAAAUGAAAGUAAGAUCAUACUACAGUUCAUGACAGCUAUACUCAAAAAGGCAAAUUCUUGAAUUAAAUGAAAGAUUAUAGUGAGAUCAGUUUUACUGUCUAAAAUGGUCCUAACCUACUGAGUCGUUGUUCAACUGCGUGCCGUAUAGUGCGUUCUGAUCUCACCCUUACGGUCUGCGAAUUUCGGAGCAGUAACUCAGGGCUAUCCUCAACACUAUUUUACGAAAUCAAAUUUUGAAACUAUCGGUGCAAACGUUUACCAAAGUGAUCAAUUUAAUUAAUUCAAUGUAAUUUUUCGUUAGCGACCUGGCUUUUCAGCCAAUGACAGAGCUGCGAGUUAAGCAGGGACCUAAUGCAACUCGACGGCAACAAGAACGUAAAAAGCGAUAUAGGUGGAAAAAGUGUGGUGCUCGUAUUGUAGCACACUUUUUAGUACUUCUCUUUGCCGCCUUUGCACACCACUAUACGAGGUGAAAUUGUCCAGUUCCUAGUUUUAUCGAGAACGCGAACAAACGACGGCGAAUUUCUCUUUAGUUUAUCUCGAUCUUUUUGAACGUCGACGUUAGUCUCGGCUCUCCAAGUCAAUGAAGCUCAACCAGUCAAGACUCUGUGUCAGCAAACAUGAACUGUCUAUGUUUAUCAUCACAAAAGAGAAAGUAGAUACCCUGGAUGCGCUUUCCAAACAAGUUGGCGCAGCAUUCGAGAUCAAAAGAAAUGCAACAAUGUUGUGAGUUGAAACUAUUGGUUCUCACUACACAUGUCUCAUCAUCUCCAAAAAGUGAAACAUGAUGUUGUAACUGUUUAAAUGUUCACGAGUUUUUGCCAAAUCAAUAAUUUUUAUCAAGAAAUUACAUUGUUACACUUUCUGUUUCCAAGCACUGUUGAACAUAGAUAAAUGGCCACCAUGUUUCCUUUUCCCAGCAAGCUACCAGGCUGAAACACUCUUUAAAUGUCAAGAAAAUGGCCUCUUUAGUUUCUAUCUCUAACGCUUUUCAUGCUUUCACCCUCAAUCAGGAUAGCGCCAAUACUAUACUACUUCCGAGAUUUACCUCGAAACCGAUUUUAUAUGCCACGAAACACGCAAACAAGCUCAUGAAAUUUCACCUGAUGACUUGAUUCCGGGCGUUCAGAUGAUGGGGUGACGCACGGUGCCGAGAAGACUAUUCCACGUAGCUCUCCUCUAUCUGAGUACAGGCCACAUUGAAUAAAUAGGCGUUCCUUCCUUUAUGAACCCUCCAUGGGAUUGUAAAACCAUUAAAAUGUUUGAACCUAACGUAUAAAUCAUGAGAAUUGUAACGAGAUGUUUUUAAUACAAACUGGUGGCUGGUAUUAUUUGCUCCGGAAUUUGUGCUUCGUGUGUGCCAAGGGAUUGAAAGGGCGCGGUCCCCUGAGGUUAUAGCCGAGGAAAUAAGCUUGGGUGGCAGAAAAGAGAGCUUAAUUUAGUAGAUGUGUCACGAAAUUCGUCGAAAUUCAAACAGUCCAAACCGCCCUAAAACUGGGUUUAACACAAAAAUAACUGGUCCAAACAUGAAGAAAAGGUAUGAAAAGCACAGCAAAUAAAAAAGAAGGCACAGAUGGCCAUCUUGAAAAAAAAUUAAACGGAUUGAAAUCACUGCCGGGUCACGAGCACUUUCAGUUUGAUAUCUUUUUAAAAAGCUGAAAAGUGCCAUCAUCGCAUCAACUAAAUUCCAAAAAUAAUGGUCCAGUUUUGAUCAUGAAGACUCUAUUCAGCCGUUGAAACUGUUUCCUGUCGCUGUUGCUACGGAUGGCAAGGAUGGACCUGGAUUGAAACUGUUUUAAUGGUUUGCCUGCAAAAAUUAUCAUCAGGACUUAAGCAAAGAAUUGACCUGAAAUAGCAAUAUCCUCGGUCGACGUUCUCAAAUAAUUUCAAAAACAGUUUUUAACACCAGUCUGUCCUUAGGGUGCUAAUGUUAUAUAAUUUUGAACAGGAGCAGUCCUGGAGAGAUUAUAGAGAAAGCUUGCUUUUGCAUGCCGCCAAGCGCUACAGGUCGUCGCUGAAGUACGAGGGAAGUGCGUGGUGGUAUACACGCGCGGAAUAUUCUAGGACCGGUCAAACACACGUACUUCAUGAAAUCGAUUGUAUGUGUGUGGCAUAACGUUCCUGUCUCGGGUCUCUAUCGUGACUUCACCGGAAAGACAGACAAACAAACAAACAAAACAGUGAAAAAAUGAAAAACAAAUACUGAUAAUAUUUUCGACUUCUUUAAAACACUGGACGAUAUGUUUGGGCAGUAGUUUUUCCUACUUAGUCAAUAUCACCUUGGUGCGAAAUUAAUAUCCUCCUUUGCUGAGGCUCCAGUGUCAAAUUGACGGGAAUAGUAUCUCAUCCUGAUUAAACUGCCUUCGAGAGCAACAUCCCGUCAUGGCAGGAGCAUCAAUCAAUGUCAUUGAGUAAACAACUGGUUUCAGCUCCGGCUCCGGCUCCCGGCUAAGUUUCUGUAUUCUUCCGAUCUUACCUUAAUAGCGAUCGUCAUUUCCUCUGUGACGGAUGCCGUAAAACUACUUUCUUAUAAACAACUCUCACUGCCAAGAGUUUGCCAAUUGGUGCAACAACUCAUUAAAAACCACAAUAAGCCUUUUUGACCUUGCGGUAAAGGUAAGGUAUCUGAGCAACGGAAAGAACCAAGCUGGUAGGCUGGGUUCAAGUGAUUAUAUGCAGGAAAUAACAUGACGAAAGCGAAUGCUGUCACCUACGAAGGCUGAAUAACGGGGUGAAACGCCAGUUUCUGCAUGAAAUAAGAAUUAAACGAAUAAACUCUUCCGCUGCCGUAAGCAUUUAACAUUCCAAAAUCAUAAAAUAGCAAAGUUACACGGAUUGGUUUCAUUAACAGAUUCCAGGGCUAGUGCCACUUAGAGUACCAUUCACACACACAUUACCGGCCGAAUAACUACCUCUCUAAUGCAAUCUGAAACCGAGCUAAAAACAGUCGUAAUUUUUUCUUAUGCAAGACCAAAAGACUGCUGCCUGCACUCUGUACCCAGGGGUGAUCCCUAUAAUGGCCUAUAUGGGGGGGGGGGGGGGGGCCCCCCUCCAAAGCCGACGCCCUUUUUUGCCGCCGGGGGAAAAAAAAAGAGGGAAAAUAUUUUAUUUAUUAAAGUGAGAAAGGGCUGUUUGUUAACGCCCCGGUCUUUUUCCCCAAACAAAGGCAAGGUUUUCCCUUCCCCUUUCUAAUCCAAAAUAUAAAAAAUCUACACUUUUUUUUUAUGCCCCAGAACCUAAAAAGGGAUCGUGGCUUUAAUGUGAGGGCCCCCCCCCCCCCCCAUAUAGGCCAUUAUAGGGAUCACCCCUGGGUACAGAGUGCAGGCAGCAGUCUUUUGGUCUUGCAUAAGUCCUACACAUCGAACACACACCCACCACAACACCACCCCAAACAAAACCCACACUCUCAAGAAAAAAAACACAAACAAAAAAAAACUUGUUUUUUUUUUUGACAAACAAAAACAGCCCCGGCCCCCCCCCCCUCGCGGGGGGGGGGUGCCCUAUAGCGUCGUGGGGGGGGGGGGGGGGGGGGGGGCUCUCCUCGAAAGGCCAGGUACCAUUUUCAGGCUCAGGCGCAUAAAAAAAGGGUAGAGAUUUUAUUAGUUGAAGUAUACGAAGGGGAAGGGAAAUCUUUCCUUUUGUCUGGAAAAAAGGCCCGGAAGGUCUUACAGAUUCAUUUCAUGGCUUUGAAAAAGUCGAAAAAACGUUCUGGCUUCGUGAUUUAUUCAUAUUUUUUUUCAGACAGAGCAUAUUGAAAAUUAAGGGAUACAAAGUUCUUAACUUUCUAGGUGUGUGAAAAGGGUACCAUUUGUCGAUGGAAGGUAUACGACAGGGGUACCUUUUUUGUCAAAUAUGUUUGGACCCAGUCAGUCCCCAACCACCCCCGCGCCAAAAGGCGGCUGCAUCAAAUCAACCUGUUUUCUUUUUCGUACAUUGAACAUGUGCUUUAGGAAGCGAAAUCUUGUGAUCCUAAAAACAACGAUUACUUGGCAAUUUUUGGGUGAAUAUGCCAUUUCAGGUCACAGAUGUGUGAUGUCACGAUUUUAAUCUUGACAUCAAAACGCCGUAAUUUAAAAAUUACGGCGUUUUGAUCCACCUUCAAAAUUUUAAAGUAGCAAAGGCUAAUAAACUUCACUGCGUGGUGUCUCUUUAAGGUCCACAUUUUUAAUCUUUUGUCAGCUUAGCACCAUGAGCACAGCGGGAUUUGCUUUUUCUGUCGCUCUAGACAUCAAACAAGUGUUUUAUCAAAGUACAUUGUCUCGAUCACUUCUAAUUUCUCGCCCCAGUAGCUUCUCACCUCUGGUUGGCUGUGUGAAAAAAAACAACAACGCACCAGGAUCACUUUGACGUUUAUAAGGUGAAAAACAAAAACAACAGGUUUAGACAAGCGAUUGAAAGGACAUGGCUGCCGUAUAAAUGCUGGGUCGCUAGCGAGAAGAUAUAACGAAAAAAACGCAAUCUUCUUGUUUGUUUUUCGCAUAACACCCACGCGCUUUGUGAACAUUUCCGGAUUUUUUCUUUUUUAAAUGCCUUGACCUUUAAAAAAAUAAAGCAGCGACUUCAUUGACAGCGGAGGAAAUAAAGGCCUAAAGGUGACGUAGAUGUGACAAUUGAGUGAUUUGUUGUAAGAAUUUUUAUUGUAUCAAACGAUGACAACAAGGUUCAGUUGUUUACAACGCCUGUCAAAUAAUCUACAAGGUUUUCACCAUAAAACUUCGUGCGGCGAAUGUUGGACAAGUAUUAAUUGAAGGUUUGUUUACUUUAGUUGGGUAUAUGACUCAUGUUAUUUUCUCCAGUGACCCUAAAAUGUGGCCCAAUUAAGUAUUUUAGACGGUUAUCAGUUCAGAUUGCAUCUGACUAAGUGUUUUCCAUUAAACAAAAACAAAACAACUGGCCAACUGUCGUGGCCUUAGUCUGUUUCGUCAUUGUAACGUGUUGUUAUUAUUUGGCUUCCUCUUAAAAUACACCAAUCAGUGUUUUAAAAAAACUUGACGAGACUUAAUGCUAACUGUAGUAAAACUCACGUCAAAGUCUCAGGACAUUUGUUUUUCUUUCAAUGCAGGCUAGAUGUUCCCAGCCCGCCAUGCCAAACAACAGAACAGCAAAUGCAGUGAGGCCUGGUCUGAUCGUAGAAUCUCUCUUCUUCGCUUUACUAAGUCUUGUCAUUUUGGCUGGAAAUACUCUGGUUUGUACGGCGAUUUACAGAAACCGAAAACUGAGGACUAAAACAAACUACUAUUUGGUUUCUCUGGCUAUUGCCGAUAUCCUGGUGGGAGUAUUUUCAGUACCUUACUGGGUCUAUUUUAGAUUAGGUAAGUAACACCAAUUAUUUAACGCAUGGUAGCAAGUAAAAGUAGAGAAAACAGUGGCCUUACUUAUUUUUUAUAGACAAAUCUGGCAGCUAUUCGGGUUUGUUAAACGGUCUGUCCAAAUAUAAUAAAGAAUGCUACAGAUCGGCGAUCAGUCUUAUCACACGUGAUAUUUUCUUUGAGUUGAUCCCGACUCGAAGACAGGGGCGAUAAACACAUUACGAAAUCAGUUAGAUAGAAUUACUAGCGUUAACAACUUCAUGUGCUUUCUUUACGCGUUGUAAAAAUAACCGGCUUUGGUUGCAAAUCUACAUCAUAAACUUCAUAUACAGAUCUUAAUGAUGCUCGAUGGCCGGGCUCACCAGACCAGCGAAAAAUCUCUCAUAAUUAACUUAACAGUACCGAAAAGAUGCUUCUAUUUCGUAUAAAAUUCGGAAAAUUGCACCAAUUUUCAGACUUGAAAAUCUGCUUGUCUUCCCAUUUGCUAGACUUUGGUGUUGUCAAUAUAUCACUGAUAAAUACACGUAGCAAUAUUAAACAGCAGGGUUCAGUGUAAUGCCAACAACAAAAUCCCGUUCACGUGCAGAAUGCAUACAUAUAGGAUAUCUCCCUUUUCGCGUGACUUUUUGCUACGUUAAGAUCAAUUAAUCCCUGAUCGCGUGACUGGCUUCGUCAAGAAAUUUGUAACCAGAACAUUGAAGUCUUUAUAUCGAGAUUUGCAAAUACCCCAAGUUUUCUGCUUAAUAUAAAACAAAGAAUGAGAACUUGUUUGUCCAAAGUAUGGAUCUCCCAUCGCGCGGAUCCUCAGUUCUAAAGUCUUGUUGUGAUUAAGUGUUUUAGUUCAAGUCAAGGCAAUUGAAAAUAAUACUUUGUUGGUCCAUAAAGAGAUGAUUGAAGCGAAAGAAAGUUUCCAAAAAUUUGAGUAAAGAUUUGCCAAAGCGGGAAGCGGACCAGUCUUUCCGUUUCGCCUUGAGCACUGAUCCUGUCUCGGAAAAAUGUUUUUUCGGCUUCCCACAGGAAAGAAGGCGUUAAUUACCUCUACAAACCUUUGACAAUACUUAAAUUUUCAAUUCUGGAAAGUUAUUUUUCCAAGAAAAAGUGUCACUUUAAGGGGAAGGAUUAAGUUUGAAAAAAAAAUUAUUACUGAUUUAAUUUUGGACGAGUGUAGUCAUUGAAUCACGAGAAUCAAUUUGAAUACCACGGAGUAUAAACAAGUCAGUAUGAAAAUCAAUCUGAUUACACAACAACAUGUCACCAUUGAUAUAUUGAGAAAAUGAACUUUUCGUCCGAUUUGAAAAAGUAAAUCACUGUUUAGCAGUGAUUAGCAUGGCCUUGUAAACUUUUUCAGAAUACUCAAUAUACUGAUUUCUCAGUAUAUUCUAUUCAAAAUGUCCCAGUAAUUGAAAAGCUCGCCACCGGCACAAUGUUAAACAGAGAGCAGAUGUUAUAUUUAAAGGACUCAAUUGUUGCUUAGUACCAGCAAACUGAGCGAUUUUUCAGUUUUCCGAAAUAAGCUUUCAGAUACGCAGAAAACGCGACCUACAGGACGCUUCUAAGCACGUCAACUGUGUUCCAGAAAAAAAAAAUAAAGCCGGAGAAAAUGUCUUUUGUUACGCCAUCAGUGUCUCCGUAAAGUUUACACUCAAUGACGAAGCCCAUUCGCGAAAAAUUCAAAUAAAUCUCUCUAUUGAUUUAACUCAGUGAUGACACUGGCACCUAUUACAACAAAACAAGUCAAAUGUAAAAAAAACGGCCUUCCUUGUAACUUCGAAAAUGGAUACAACAACUGAAGAAAUCGAGUAGGGAUCAUCGCCAUCGCAGUAGUCUACUAACGGGCCAAGCGAUUGAUGAAAACGCCCGUAAUGCGCGAGCGACUUUCUUACUUUUUCGCACAAUCCUUGUAACAGAGCCUGUCCGCCCAAUACUUUUUCCUUUAUUGUCUUGUUUUCGAUUUAAGGUUUUUUUUUUAAUUGAGAGGAAAGAGGAGAAAAAAGGAAAGUAUACCACGACUUUGUCUGCGAGUCCACGGGCGCGUGAUUUUUUCGAAACCGCAAACGCAAAUUUUACUGCGUAAAGAAAAUAGAGGCAAUGUAUAAAAGGUCGCACGUAAACGUAGGACUUGAGCGGGGUUCAACUUUUACGUUUACGUGAGACGUUACAGCCUCUAUUUUAUUCACGCGCGUAAAAUUUACUUGCGUACGCACCUGAAAAUUACUCGACAGUGGAACUCCACCCUUACUGGCAUUCAUCACAUUUUCGGGGUCCAAUUCACUUCACAUUGUGUAUUUCCAGCCUUUUAAAAAGCUCAUUAAGGAAAAGCUAGUAAUGUAAUAAGAGCGAGGAAUAUGGAGAGAUUUCUUUCGUCAGUAUUAACGCGUAAUUUUGCGCUACAUGGGAACUUGAAUUACAAAAGGGCCUUGAAAGCGGUGGUUUUUCUAAGAUGUAGAACAACGAUCAUAGUGUUUACUUGUAGCCCUACAAAUUAAGAACUGUCCUAUAUAGCCUGCUUGCAUUUCCUCAGGAUUGUUGCGCACGGGGCAAGCAUGACACGUGCACGUGCGAGCGCAGGUCCUAAUUAGUAAUACAGGAGGGCGGAAGAUUCCAGAAGGAGGAACAACCUUACGUCGGGUUUACAUGCAGAAAUUUCGGCCCGUGUGGUUACAAGAAGAGAAGGAAUUAAAAAUGGCGGGCGACAGUAACAAAAAUGCAAUUUGGGCCCUUCUGGUCUUUUUAAGUAUCCACAUUAGCGAGGUUGACGUUCUAUGAGAAUCUGUUGAUUGGGCAAGAAACGAGUGUUCGUUGGCCGCAUUAACGGCUGUCCGUAUUAAGCGGGUUGAAUUUAGAGAAAAUGGUAUGAGCUUUUCCCAGGAACAAAGAAAACUGUCUUUAAUAACGAGUUGUCCGUAUUAAGCUGCUAUCCUUAAAGCGGUGUUCGACUGUACCUUUCAGCAGAAUUAAGAAGCUUGUCAGUGCUAACGCCAAACGAAACUUUUGGCCUUUAUCAGUUGCCGUGGUUACCCUGACUCAACGACCCGCCGCCAUUUUCCCCUGGUUUGUCCCUAGUACUCGGAUAGCGAAAGCAGUUUACACGGCGCACAAACCUUCCUACCUCUCAGCAUCGAAUAUCCUAGUAAUAAGAAGAUCAUAGCUCUAGGGACAAGUACAACCCUAGGUCUUUGCAUGUAAACUGAACGCAGGAAACAUAUGGCGCUAGGAUGAUCCGCCUUCUACGAUCUUCCUGGUGCUAGGAUCUUCCUCCCUCCACGUAAACAACCCCUAAAUAUGAGGCAGAUUUUCAACCAGUCAGAGGCACUACCCAGAUAUGAGUUUCUGGGCUCGUUCCUCAGACGUCGUUGAGCGGGGAAAACAGCUAAAACAAUCGCGUCGUAAAAUAUUGGCUGUUUUCUCGGGCCAGCUGCGUGCUGCGAGGGAGACUAGCUGCGUAGUAGACAAACUGGAAAGAGGCAGCUUGCUUGCUAUUUGCAGCUAGAAUCUGAACAGCCCUUCUCGCCGCGGCCAGUAGUAUAAAUGUUAAUGUCAGGCGUUUAUCUGCUGCACUGUAAGUUGUGAUUCUGUGUUUGAGUGGGGUUCAAGUGAAGAGUUUGAUGAAGCUGAACGCCAUGUAUGUUAUAGUUAGCUUUUAGCUGUCGUGAUCACCAACAUUGCGUUUUAAACAACUUGACCCUGGCCUUUCCACCUAGGAAAGUGUACUUUUUAAAGCAACUUCACCCUCGGGCCUUCCCACCAGUUGUUGUUCAGUCUUGCGGCUUCCGCUAUGAGAGGCUUUUAAUAUCAAGUGGUGUAUAUGAAUGGUUUACAAGUGUGCUCAGUUGCCUUCCAAAGCAUUUUGAUAAAAUCAAAUUAACUGCUUAGACUAUAAGGAUUGACAAAUUCAAUGAUUCAGCGAAGUAAUUGAAUUUGUGGUGAACUAUGAAUCCAGAGUCAACAACUUUUCUUUAAUCUUGUGUUUCAAUCGCCUUUCAAAGGCGGAUGUUUUAGUAAGAAAGGGAAGGGUUACUUAAGGAUGUAAAGGUCGAUAAAGAUCAUCUUUCUUAGUAAAAAAAAACAAGCGGCCAUUUGAUAAAUAAUUUGGUUAGGACGGAUGUUGAGUUAGUAAAUUUGGCAUACGAAUUUAGCUAGGAAGUUAAUUUUACAUGAGCUAUUUCUUUUCAAGUUGGCCCUAAUCGUAAACAGCCUAAACGCACUAUCAAUGAUUCGUUAGUCUACCAUUUCACGUUGCAGAUCACAAUUAUAUCAUGACCUGAAAACAGGCGUUCAGGUCUUCCAAGUGAAAAAAACCGUGCUUUUCUACAAGGAAAGACCUUAGGUAUUACUUUCAACCUACGUUUACCUAUAUCUACAAGAUAGAUGCGACUUCUAAAACUGUUUCGUCUACCAGUCUCAUUGAUUAAGAUCAUAGUCAUCUCAAAGUAAAUCCAGCGGCUUUGAUGGUCAACGGCAGGAGCUUGCACAUAAACUACUUAGACAAAACUUGUUAUCAAGUGGCCUACUAUCUAAUAUUAGGGACCUUUAGAUUAGAUUGCAGGUAUGAGGUAAUAAAACCAUUUUUGGCAUCUUACUCGGAUGAACAGAUACAAAUCAUAAAUAUUUCCAUGUGUUCCAGUAGCAACAAUUAGUCGUCUGUCCUCUUUGAAACGAGUAGGAGCGAGUACGAGUUUUCGAAACAAUGCAAGUUCAGGCGCCUUAGGUAAUAUAAAUGUCACCGACAGCAAUCUUGCCCUAAAAUUUCUUUAAUCGUUAUGUGGUGGACAGCAACUGAGUAAGGGAUGAGAGUGUCGUGGAAAUAACGUCUUUGAAAUUUUAAAUCCGUCAGUGACUUGCAAACAAAAGGUCGCUAUUCUCUGUUGCGAAGGAGACUUUCUAAGGCCUAUUGCAAACAAUGUGCUAUUUAAUAUUGUCAUGCCUAACUCAAUUCAUAAAUUAUAAAUAUACAUUAGAAUACAUUUAGAAGCUCACUAAACCGCCUUUAAUUUUUAAGUUCCGUUUUCUGCAACAGCUUAUUUAUUCGACUGAGUUAAAUUCAAAGCCUAAAAACCAACUCUUGCUACAGUCGCCCUAUAGUCGUGCAGAAGUUGAGCAGCUUAGAAGACUUAGAACGGCAGUAACACGACGGGCCACGAGAGAGGCCACGAAUUCAUCAGUGUUUUCACUACAGUCAAGUGUCACCCACUAUAAAUAAAUCCUUUACUACUCUACUACUACUACUACUACUACUACGACGACGACGACGACGACGUUUGAAACAGGCCUAACUCGUUCCCGGCACCUUCUACAACUUCUUUCACCCGUCCUCUAGAAUGUGUACACCUGCCUCGUCGUCAGUCGCCCGCCGGCUAUCGUCUAUUUGGGUGUCGAUGUCCCGUUCUGAGUUCACUCUAACCUCUUACGCUUGGAAAAGCCUGUGUAGGGGGCAGACAGGACAUAGCUAGUAACGAAAACUGUUCAGGGCGUAAAGAAUCCUCUUUCUGUAUCUCGCAAUUUGUGUGAUUCGAGCAGGUAGUUUUUCUGUUAGCACUAAGCGUCAAACAAAAAUAAUAAUCAAGUAAGCGGGUAAAGUGACUUUAUUUUAAGAGGGGGAUACACAACAGUGACAGCAGUUACUGAUAAACUUGUGGUCGUUUCCAUAAGGGACGGACUAUUAGAACAGUUAGGGGAAGGGUGGGGAAUUUUCGAGGCGCAUGAAUUUUUUUAGGCCUUUGUAUGAAUAUUUUUUAAGGGUCAUUUGGCGUGCAUGACUUUUUUCUUUUAAUUUUCCCUUACGCGAAUAUUUUUUUCCUUCGCCCCCCCCCCCCCACCCCACCCAUAAGCUUUCUACUAAUCUGUCUCUAAGCUUAGGACACUCACUUCCCCUACAGAGGUAGAGUGAGGUAGAGUGCAAAGAUGGAAUUCAUGAUUACUAAUGAAUUUCUGUCUGUCUUUUUUUUUAAUGAACAGUCAAUCCUGAUAACACUGGCACAGAUACAACGGCCUACAAAGUUUACCUUGUUUACGACAUUUUGUGCGGGACGGCGUCCGUCAUUAAUCUGGUCAUGAUCAGCCUAGAACGUUGUAUUUCUGUCACACAACCCGCGAUACACCGGAACUUGUCACGCACCACCAUUGUCAUAACUAUCGUGGGUGCGUGGAUAUAUGCCCUCGUGGUCGCAUGCGUCAGUCAAGUGAAUGGAUCUUCUCUUAAAUGGUAUCCACCGUUCGUCAGUACUGCUAGCUUUUUCUUUCCUUUGUUCAUCAUACUAAUCGCUUACUCAUUAAUUUACAAAGUGGCUCAAACAAGAGAACGCGCGAGACGAUCGCGAUCUCUCGCGCGAGAAAUCCGCAUUGCAGUGACUUUGGCAGUGGUGAUAGGAGCCUUUGUAGUUGCAUGGUUGCCUUUCUUUGUCACGUUGUUGGUACUUUAUACUUGCAAGACAUGUAAAAUAAACUUCUCCGUUAUCGUCCCCUUCACCAAGUGGAUGCAUUACAGCGGUUCAAUGGUUAACCCGGUCAUAUACACGCAUCGAAAUAGAGAUUUUAGGCAAGCUUUCACUAAAAUCGUGCUUUCUUGCGGAAAAAAGCACAUAAAUAACUUGUCUCAACCUUCCAAAGCUGGUGUAGUGGUGACUGGAAAUUUUGCGUCAAUCGUCAAGGAAAGCUCGUUGUCAGGAAGUGAUGACAACAACGUUACGCUCGCGCGCACCAAACGAUCAAGUAGCUACACGCUUGCGCAGGAAACAAACGGUCAAGUGAUUCUUACUGGCUACCUCAACAACGAAACCAUAGCUUAA
Messenger RNA from Porites evermanni, 21860 nucleotides. The record is from the annotation of a GenBank genome assembly. NCBI's taxonomy places the organism in Eukaryota, Metazoa, Cnidaria, Anthozoa, Scleractinia, Poritidae.